GUUUAUUCCUUCAACCUUCAGGCCCAACACGUAAGCCCAAAGAUUUCGAGUGGAGUGCGUAUGAGUAACUAGCCCAACAGACAGAUGAUAAGGAUCAAGAAACAAAUAAGUAGCAAGUAAAUGAUUAGGUAUUAUUAUCUCUUAAUAACUCCCUAAUACAAUACUUUUCGCUAAGGCUCCGUCGGCCGUUCGUCUUACAAGGCAGUAGAAGUGCUGCGAAUAGAAUGCUAUAGCUAGGGUGCUAAGAAUAGAAAGUUGCCAACCCCUUACAAUGAAAUAAAUGCUUCUAUUUAUACCCGCCAAUGGGCAGGUGGCUGUAGUGACGUGGCAGCCUGUGGACCGCUGGUGUCCCAACUACCAAAUCUUUAGCAUUAAAUGCACUUCCCGCCAGAAUCUAGGUUUCCCGCCGGAUUAGUGGGGACGUUCAUCCACCCGGGAAGUGAGUUGGAUUGCUCCAAGUGUACCCUUGAGAGAUAUCGGCUGUUCGUCUCCUGGCCUUGGAUGGUAUUCGUCAUGCGGACUGGGUUUCCCCGAUGACUACAGGCUUGUAGUGGGGACGUUCGUCGCCAUCCCUGGUGGCCCGUGGUUCUGCUCCUUGUCCCUGCAUAUACGUUCGUCGGGAUGAGCUGCUGGGCCUGAGUCCCCCAACACCAGACGUUCGUCCAUCCUCAGGGAACAUGGGCCCGUGGGUUGGCCUAGUGUUCUAACUGGACGUUCGUCUAGCAAAAUGGGUUAGUGGGCCGGACCUCGGCUUGGGCCCUUAACCCAACACAAGUCCCUCACUUCUGAUGUUCUGAGCAUGCGCAGGACAUAAGGAAGUAUGAACCUCCCCGAAGUGGACGUCCGUAUCUUGGUACUUGUGUUUAUUGCACCUGGUGGAAGCGUACGUUCGUGGUCAUGGUGCUUGACAGCCGUUGACGGUUCAGGAAACGAGGUGACGGCUGAUGUUGCGGCGGCGCAUUUUCCCGAGGAAGUGUCAUCAUUACGUUUCCAUCCCACGCACAGCGCGUGGGCCGGAAUACGCUCCUUGCCACGUGUCAGCCCCUCAUUCGUUUCUUCAUCGGUGUUUCUCCUAUAAAUGCUGGGUUUUCCCUCUGAAUUAGGGUUCCCAAUUUCUGCUUUCUUGCUCUCGAUUUUCUGCAGCUCUUCAAGUUUCCUGAAUCCAAGCUCGGCUAACUCCUUGCUAAGGUAAUUUCCACCCCCUGCUUCUUUCCUUUGUCUUGAAUUCUUGCCGAGAUGGUUUCGAUGGAGAUCUCAUCGAGUUCUGGUUCGGGUUCAUCGGGUUCUUCUUCGGGUUCAUCGGGUUCUUCUUCGGGCUCCUCCUCUGACUCCGGUUCACGCUCUUCGGGUGAGACUAGCACUUCCGGGAGUUCCGGUUCAGCCUCUACCGUGGGAACGGUCCAGGCCGGGGAUGCCCAAGAUGUGGUUGCUGUGGUGGUUCCUGGUGAAGAAGGUGCCGACUUGGGGGAGCAAGGGAAUAUGGCCCUCGAUGUUGUGGAUCCUGUGGCUGAAGCCGGGGAACAGGAGCCCGCUGGUGAGGACGAGCGUCCAGACGGGUAUGACUCUGGGGUUGAGGCUCAGGAUGGCUCCGACAUCGAAGUAUUCGAACUUGGGCUGAAGAUAGAUGUGGAGAGGCAUCUGUGCCCGAUCAAGAAUGUCUUGUGCCAUGAGCAGAUCUUCUCGCCGGUGGCCCUCAACAAACUGAAGGUGUUCUUCCCCCCUCCGUCCGUAUACAGCCUACGUGGUGCAACCCACGUGAUGAGGAGACGCCCAGGGAUGAUUAUGGUGCUUCUGGAUUCCAUCGAGGCUGGGCUGCGCUUCCCUCUUCAUCCGUUCUUCGUGGAAUUCUUCUGUUGUUACCAGAUAGCCCCCGCACAACUCAUGCCGAAUUCCUAUCGGUGGCUCUCCGCCUUCCUAGUCCGUUGCAAGGACCACGGGGUCACCGCCACUCUGGACUUGUUCCAUUAUUUCUACCGGCUCACCCCCCAAAAUUCUGACGGCUUCCUGAGCAUUGCUGCUCGUCCGAAACGGAGGUUGUUCAGCGGAGCACCGAGCUCCAUCCACGACUGGAAGAAUCGGUUUUUCUUCGUGCGGUACGCGGAUGCUCGUCUGCCGUUGCGUUGGAAUGGCUAUCCGCCCAAGAUUGGAUCUCCGGAGCUGACCAACGAUCUGCAGGAGGACAUCAAAAAGAUCUCGACGGGCGGCAUCCGCCCCUUAGACGACUUCUUAACCUUCGAGGCGCUCGCCGCGGCAGGAAUAGGUACCGCCCAUGCUCUUGGACAUCUCCCCUUCUACGCUCGUCUCGGGGUAUUGGGCGGUCCUCUCCUCCGAGGUGAUUUUUUACUGACGUUCGUCCAUCUAACCCAUUUCCUUUGUCUUUUUCAGGUCUUCCCCCAACCCAGGAGCAGAUGAAUCACGAAAAACUCCUCAAGAAUCGGAAGGGGAAGGGCGCCGCGGCCGACGCUGCCCUUGCCAAGGCCAAAACCGUCCAGGCAGCUGACUCCAACUCUUCCGCCUCCCAGGCCGAUCGUCGCACCGUGGAGGCGGAGCAGCACCUCAUUGCCACGGUGUUGGCACAAGGGUCCCAGGCCCCAGUCCUUGAUUCUGGCGUCCCCGAGGUUGUGGCGCCUCUGCAGGCCGUCCAUCCCCAGGAGGGGGAGAAAGCGGACAAAAAGUCCAAAAGGCCCAGGGGAACUGGUUCUUCGGCCCUUGAAGGGCAAGGGGUGAUCCUCCCCUCUCUCGGACGUCCGGCGCAUGACGUUUGGCAGGAGGUUGCCUCUCUGGCCGGCGUGGAGAUGCCUCCCCGCACGUCUUCGGAAGCCUCCAAUGCGGCCCUGGCCGCCGCUCUUCAGGUCGGGCUCUCCGUUCUGCAGUCUGAGGCUGCCCGAGAUGCCGAGGUCCUCCAGGCGAAGACCAAGGCAGAUGCUGCUCUGAAGAAGGCGAGAGAGGCCGCUCGUCUUCAGGAAAAGGAGCUUGCGGCCAAGGAUAAAGAAUUGCAGGCCGCCCUGAAGGCAGCUCGUGAGUCCUCCGCGAAGCUCGCGGUCCUCGAGAAGGCCGGGUUCAAGCUCGUCCCAGCUCUCCCUGCCCCCAAAGACGAAACCCCUGAAUGGCUCGUCGACGAUUCUGGGUACCACAACUCCGGGGCCUUCAUGAUUGCCGCCCAGAGGUACCUUGGGGGCGCCUUUGGUGAUGUCUUCGCUGCCGAGCUGCAAAAGCAGGCGCCCAAGGACCGCCUCAAAUUCGGGGUCCGAAUCCUGGAGAGUGCGCCCCUGGCCGAGAAGUUCCUGUAUGAUGUCGGGGAUAGCUCCUUCGUCAUUGGCUUCAACGAGGGGGUGAAAGCCACAUUGCCGGUCUUUGCCGCUCUUCAGGGCCCCCGAUUUGAUCUGGCCGAGCAUACCUCAGACCCAGAGCUGAUCCGGGCCGUGGGCAAGCUGAGACGGGACGCCCGGCGGGAGGAGGCCAGGGCCAGGGGGGAGGUCCCAGAGCCCCCGUCCCCCGAGCCCGAACCUGAGGAGGAAGAGGAAACCAUCCCUGGGGGAUCCCGGCCCAUUUCUCCAAAUUUUGUGUAGUGUAGUUCGUAGUUUAUUUGUUUUGAUCCUGUACUUAUCCGGCCAGUAGAGCCGAAGAAUAUACAACUCUUUUUUGCCUUAUCAUUGUCUCUACGCUCGUGAACUCUUUUUAUCUCCUUUCUUCGUUGGUAGUUUUUCGUUUUUCCUCGGGGAUGUUCAUGUCCAUAACUUGCCCUCGCGUCCCAAACUUUCGGGAUACGAACGUAUGCCUGAGAGCACCCCACAUAUAUUCCAUCCCCAAAUCCGUUCGUCAGAAGGAAGACGUGCGAAGAUGCGGCAGUUCUUUCGAAUCAGUUGGUGAAGACGCCCGUCUCUUGGCUAUUUGCGUAACCGUCCGUGGGGUCGCUCACGUCCACACUCCAUUCCUGUUCCUCGAUCCAUCGGGGUAUGAGCGUAUGCUUUGGGAGCAUCACAUAUGUAAACCACUCCCCAAGAUGCACGGGUUGCGGCCGUAACCCCCCGGAGUACGCUCGUCGGAUGCGCUUCCCCGAGCCAUGUCUUGAUGGGGGAGAUCGCCGCUUCCGGAGUAGCGUACCCUUUUGCGCCUGUGCUUAAGCCAGGUACCCGUCUCGGACGUGCGUCUGAUGUGAACAUGGGACCUUCAGGCACACACACGUCUUCCUGUGAAUUUGGCUUGCAGGUUCGUCCUCUGUUUGCCCCUUCGGGGGACGUUCGUGGCAUCAAGCCAGAUUAAUUCGCAGUGACUGUGAGGUGAUAACAUCGAGGAGCCUUCAAUACCGCGGUAGGUACCGGUAUCCGGAUGCCACGUGUUCCACCGUGAUUGGCGCAGCCUCGCGGUGCUGCCUAUAAGUACCCAAGGCCUUGUGAAACCUCCAUUUGCUCCAUUUCUCGCUCUUGUGCUGCACAAUCAUUUCCUCUCUCUAGCUUCCUUUGGUAUCGCUUCCGACUUCAGCAUCUGUAGGUACCGAACGUCGUCAUGUCUCUGUCCAUAUCAGGGUCCCAAACUAUUGAUAGGUUUGACGAUGGGUGCUCCUCUGGUGAUGACCUAGAGUUCUAUGAGCGGGGUAUGCCACCGUGGCCCCCCCGUCAUCACCUGAAUUUCUCUUGCGUUCGUCGCCAGCGCCAGCGUCUCUUGAACGCCGAUCGUCGGUUGAUAAGCCAAUGGUUCCUUCCCCCAAGGGGUUACGACGAUCGGAUUCUGCGCAACCCAAUGCGCCAUUUGCCCGGCUACGUGGUGGUCCACUUGGACUCUGUCAUAGCCGGCCUCCUGUUUCCCCUCCACAGCUUCCACAUAGAGCUUUUUAGGGACCUCCGGGUGAUACCCGCUCAGUUCGUCCCUGCUGCUUAUAGGAUCAUCGCGGGUUUUAUAAUUAGAUGUCACAGCGUUGACGUGACCCCCACCGUGGACCUGCUGCAACAUUUCUUCCGGCUAUCUCCUUUCGGACGUACGGGGUAUUUAACCCUGAUCGCGCGUCCGUCCAUGGUCCUGUUUUCUAACAACGCCGGGAAUCCGGACGGCUGGGAGGAGCGGUUCUUCCUUGCCGAAGUGGGCUCCCCGAUGCCAUUCUCCGAUAGGUGGAACGCCUAUCCGGUGAAGUCCAUCCCGCCGCCCAUGACGGAUGAGGAGCUCGGCUAUGCCAAGCGCAUAGCUGGUCUUGGCGUUCAGAACCUCCGGUCGCUGGUGGCCGAGCCUUUCAAGGCCCGGGCCGGGCUAGGUGCGUCUAUUUGUACUUGCAUUGUCCUGUCAUCUUCUAGUUGUUACGAUUCUGAACGUCUUGAUUUUCUUCCUGCAGGAGUAUUCCCAACUAUAUCAUCCAUGGGGCGCAAUCAUAUUAUUUCGCAUGCCCGUGGCCGCGACAACAGGCAUGAGGAUAAGGGCAGGAAGCCGCUCGUCCCCAAAAUUGAGCCUCGGACGAGCAGGAGGCGGUCAGAUGACGCACCAGAGGACGGGGCUUCGAAGAGGCUCCGCAUUGAUGGUACCGCCUCCAAAGCCAUCAUAGUGGCUGAUGACUCCGACGGUGAGCCGGGGAGUCCCCUGAAGCGGAGGCCCUCCUCCCGGAACAAGCCCCCUGUCUCCCCUCCGGCCAAUUCUGAGGUCCGUCGACUUAGGGAUGAAGAUGUCCCUGCUUCCAAGGGUUCUGACGAUGCUCGUCCCCCUUCGCCCCCAGAAACCAACGGGUCCUCCCUUGGCCUUAUCGAAUUCUCGGGGGUUGGCCCUCGUAAGGAAUCGAUGAUGCUCUUCGGCCAGACCGCAUCUUCAAUCUGGUGUGGCCUUAACCUCAAGGUCCCCCAGGAUUUCGCCGCCCAGGAAGCUCCUGAGGAUCUCCUGGAGUGUGGGCAGAGCACUCUUGACAAGGCCGGGUUAUAUUUCCACCGGGCUCGGAUGGCCUUUGAGAGUCAAGGCAGGGAAAUGGCCCGGGUGCGGGCUGAAUGCGACGCCCUUCUGAAGAAUGCCAAAGGCAGGGCUGGGACGCUCCAAGAGAAGGCUGACGCCUAUGAUAAGCUCGUCCAGGAGAACGCUUCCCAGAAGGAACUCCUUCGGAAGCAGGAGGCCGAGCUUGUAGAUCUUCGCAGCCGGCUGUGGGCUGUGGAACAGGCUAAGGUGGGGAUCCGCCGUACGGGUGUGGAUAAUCAUGUCCCCAUCUAUGAAGCCGAUGUUUCGAAGAUCAAGGAGUCUGGUUCCAUCGAGUUCCAGAAGUCCAAAGCCUACACCGGUGCCAUCCAGACCAUGGCCAGGAAAUUCCUUCCGAGGUUCGUCGGCGAGUUCUUGGCCACCUGCCCGGACCCUUAUCUAGAUGGUAUCAAGCUGCUUCAGGCCACCCCCACUGGGGAGCGCUUCCUUGAUGAUCUUGCCGACGAUACUUAUCUCAAGGGUAUGGUCGGCCUUGUGGCAGAGAACCUUCCUGUCUUUGAGCGUCACUUUGGGGCCCCUUUUGAUCCUGCGGCAGCUGGCUUUGAUUCCCUGAUGGUGGACGCCCAUAAGGGGGCCCUUGAACUGCUGAGGGAGCGUAAGGAGCGCGAAGAAGCUGAGGCCGGGGAAAAAACCAGGCAGGUCCCCUUUUCGGCCCCAACUCCUGACGCCGGCCAAACUUAACUCUCCGCUCAUAGUCUGUACUUCACAAUUAUUUACACUGUAAUUUUCAUUACACAUUGUACUUUCCGGUCAUCAGUGCCGAAGAAUAAAAAUCAUUAUUUGCUCCAUGUCUCCGUAUCUCUCUG
Molecule: messenger RNA, 6749 nt
Organism: Cuscuta epithymum
Lineage: Eukaryota; Viridiplantae; Streptophyta; Magnoliopsida; Solanales; Convolvulaceae
Source: the annotation of a GenBank genome assembly